AAUUUCUACUUAGAGAACAGAAAUAGCUAUACAUUUAUGUACAUAAAAUAUUUUAUUUCACAGUAUGCUACGUAACUAUAUAGGACGUUGUGCAAUAUUUCUGUUGAGCUAUGAAUUCAAACUAAUAUUAUGUUUCUGUGAAAAUUCAACAACUAAAAAUCUACAGGAUUUGCCUUUAAAUUGGCCAUGCGAAUGGAACAAUGGUACAAUACCGUAUACUCUAAACUUUUUUUUAUACAGCCCCAGACGCUUGAUAAGCAUUGUAUAUAGAGGCAUCAAAUACAUACAAGAUCGAUCAUGUUUAACAUUCAAUGAAGAAAAGCCCACAAAAGUUGCUACUGUUGGCAUUCCAACGUAUCUCUAUUUUACAUACUCUGAUGUCUUAGAAAAUUGCUGUUUGUCUUUCUCAAGUUCUUAUUUACAGAGACGAAUUGUAUUAAUAACACCACUGUGCACGUCACCAGCAGAGACCGCGCAUGCAAUUCUUCAUGCUAUGGGACUGAAUCAUAGAAAAAAGGAACCUUUUACAAGGUAAGAUUCCGGUCUUGUGAAGAAUCAAGAGCUCUCGACAAGACCAAAAGGGCUCUGUAAUGGUAAGAGCCUCCUGAAGCUGGCCCACUUCUUUUGUGCCUCAAUCUACAGAUAUUCAUGUUUAUGUGAAUGCUUUGGUAAUUAUGUGAUCGAGAGUAAUUCAAAUUUGAAAGUAUCUUUGACACUCAAUGUUUAUUCAAUAUUUUUGUACCCAGUAAAGAAACAAAAUGUAAUUCUAUGAUAUACUUUUCUGUUUAGUGAAAAUAAAAUAAAAAGGCUUCUUUUUGUAUACCGACACAAUUAAAGGCACUACAACUACAGUAAUAAUUAAACGAAAUAGCUCUUUUAUAAAAGAAUUUAAUUUUAAUGUUAAUUUUAAUGCAUGUUAUUCAUGAAACCACACAAUGCAAUAUAAUUCUAUCAACCACGAAUUGUACAUGGGGAUGUGUUAAAAUUGUUU
Molecule: messenger RNA, 991 nt
Organism: Danaus plexippus (monarch butterfly)
Lineage: Eukaryota; Metazoa; Arthropoda; Insecta; Lepidoptera; Nymphalidae
Exons: 5
Coding region: 65-535 (156 amino acids)
Biological process (GO): proteolysis
Molecular function (GO): metalloendopeptidase activity
Source: RefSeq, a predicted model, not a curated record